Penaeus indicus is the source of this 558-nucleotide messenger RNA. It is a transcript of the gene rtp, whose product is annotated as MORN repeat-containing protein 4 homolog. Bases 1 to 489 code for a protein of 162 amino acids. Gene Ontology annotation, biological process: response to axon injury. Gene Ontology annotation, cellular component: cell projection. The transcript has 4 exons. NCBI's taxonomy places the organism in Eukaryota, Metazoa, Arthropoda, Malacostraca, Decapoda, Penaeidae. The record is from RefSeq and is a predicted model, not a curated record.
AUGGCUCAAGGUUGCAUUUGCAUAAUUUGCGGCACCAUCCCCGGCGUCGUGAAGUACGGCAGUUACAAGUACGACGACGGCACUCAGUACGUCGGCGACUGGAACGACAAGGGCCAGAAACACGGCAUGGGCCACCUGGCACUCCCCGACGGCACUCGAUACGACGGGGGUUUCGAGGGGGGGCUCUUCAACGGCCUGGGGGUCAUCCACUUCCCCGAUGGAGCUAGAUACGAGGGGGAAUUCAUGCAAGGCUGGUUCCACGGCCAUGGAAUCUUCUGGAGAAACGACAACAUGAGGUUCGAGGGAGAAUUCAGGGGAGGACGUAUCUGGGGCCUCGGCCUCGUGACUUACGCAGACGGGUCCAACGGCUUCCCACGGAAUGAGGGAUUCUUCCAAGAUUGCCGCUUUAUGAGGAAGACCAAGUGUCCUCAGGUUAUCCAGAGGGCCCAGAAGGUGUCUCAUAUUGCCCGGGCUCAGCUGGACCAGUGAGAUCUCUUCUUUUCUCAUUCUCGUUUAAGAUUAAUAGUUCAUAGUUGAGAUAAAUAAAUGUGCUAGGGA